This is a messenger RNA of Sander lucioperca (pikeperch), 1258 nucleotides long. RefSeq names its product FKBP prolyl isomerase 1B (gene fkbp1b). The record is from RefSeq and is a predicted model, not a curated record. NCBI's taxonomy places the organism in Eukaryota, Metazoa, Chordata, Actinopteri, Perciformes, Percidae. Gene Ontology annotation, molecular function: peptidyl-prolyl cis-trans isomerase activity. Bases 255 to 581 code for a protein of 108 amino acids. The transcript is spliced from 4 exons.
UGUGGCGCAAGUAUUUGACAAGGUUGAAGACGACGUACGUAGUGUAGUUGAAGAUCUCGACGCUGUCUCGCUACAAACUAGAAAAUAUCUUGGCUGUCCCACGGUUGGCUGCAGCUACGGGUCCGUAGUGGUCGGUGAAUGCAUGGUUUCCCCCGAUAUACCCCGACUUGUAGCUGCAAAACGGGUAACAUUGGCUGUCGAAACGGCUUUGUAGUUCUCUAUGUUUCAGAGCUAUUUUUUUAAGUAGUACAACCAUGGGCGUGGAAGUCGAGACAAUAUCUCCCGGUGAUGGAAGAACAUUUCCAAAGAAAGGCCAGACAUGUGUUGUUCAUUACAUAGGUAUGCUGCAGAAUGGGAAGAAGUUUGACUCUUCCCGAGACAGGAACAAGCCCUUUAAGUUCAAGAUUGGACGGAGUGAGGUCAUUAGGGGCUGGGAGGAAGGAGUAGCACAGAUGAGCCUGGGCCAGAGGGCAAAAAUCACCUGCACACCAGAUAUGGCUUAUGGAGUGACAGGCCACCCUGGGGUCAUCCCCCCGAACGCCACACUUAUAUUCGAUGUGGAACUGCUCAAGCUGGAGUGAUGCCUGAGGUUAAAUACGAAGGGUGAAGCUUAAUGAGGCUGAGUUUGUCACAACCUGUUUCUACAGGGAGACCAUACUUGGCUGCUGCCUCCCACCAUCCACCUACUCUUCUUUGAUUUCUACAGUCUUCUUUAGUUCAAUAUUUAAACCUAUCUACUGCUGCUUCGUUGCCAUCUUGUCAUAAUAGAUCCUGCGAGAAAGAUUUCACAUCAUGCAAGACUUUUUCACUCACACCACAGUUUGGUUUCUGUUUGUUAGUCAGAGAUGCUAUUUAGUUUGAUUGCAUUUAAAGUUGUACAUUUUGUUGAACCAUGAGGAAAUCAUUCGUCAUGGUAACAAGCCAUACUACAUUGCAAUCAAUACAUAUACUGCCUUACAGUUUCAACAACAGAGGACGGGUACUUAUGUUGAAAGUACAUCAUUUCUGCUCUGUAACUUAACUGGGCAUUAUAUACCACUGUCUGCAUUGCCACUUUGAUAAAGGUUUGUCCUGCUGAAUGCUCUGAAUGAUGUUGCUAUGUGUAGCAUAUUUUAUAUCCCUCAUAAACAUGUACUGCAAGUAUACCCAAUCAAAUCUAACCCAAUCCAAUACUGUACAGAACUCUAUGAGAGCCAUUGCUACUAUGACAGUUUAUCGACCAACUCUUGAAUAAAAAUGGCAUGUAUUGUGUUGAGAA